AUGUUAUCUGCGAUUGUUAGCAUAGCCUUGGAAAAAUAUCCCCCAUCUUCACUCUGCUAGUUUGGUCUAGUCAAAAUGGCGAGCCUCGUAUAGGGGUCGAGUGUGAUUUUGAUGUCACAUUUUCAUCAUUUCUGGACCGGUUUAUUCUCUGCCUUGUGAGCUAUCCUAACAAACAUGUUCACAAGCGGAGCUCUGCGUGCGGCUCUGAAAACCUCCGCCGGUGUUUUCAGAGACAGCUCCGCUCUGUGCUCUGCUCUGACGGGGAGAGCCUGGACACGCAGCUCGGCUCUACUAGCAGCACCCAGAGCCGCCUGUGUCGCAGGUAGCUUUGCUGUUCCACCACCUGUGAGACAUUAUGCUCGAGCUCCGAGGAGAAAGGAUAAGGGGAUUGUAAGCCAGCUCAGCGAUCUCCCUCCUACAAUGCUGAAGAUGGAUUAUGCAGAUGUGCCCCUCGCUCAAACGACUGACGAUCUUGUCAAACGACUUCUGUCAUUGGAGUUAGCGAGUCAUAGUGACAAGCUGAAGCUGAAAAAGGAACAGCUGAUUGCUAAAGUCCAGAGGGAUAAGAACGACCGCAGCUCAGUGGAAGUCAAGGUGGCUGUUCUGACCGCAAGAAUCCGAAACUUUCAGGAACACUUGCAAAAGCAUCGCAAGGACAAAGCUAACAAGAGGUGGAUGCUCAUGGCCAUUGACCGGAGGAAAAAACUGUUGAAGAACCUGAGGCUGGUUAACUACGAGUCGUUUGAGAAGUUGUGUGAGCAGCUGGACAUCACCUACACUUUCCCUCCAGAGUACUACAGACGGGUGACCCGCCGCUGGCUGGCCAAGAAGGCUUUAUGCAAAAAGGUCUAUGAGGCAGUGAAGAAGCAGAAAGCUGAGCAGAGGCUGAAGAUGAAGCAACGUUUGGCCUCACAACAGAGAUGAGCUCUUUAGAUCCUGGAAGAGACACAGCAACUGUGGAUAAAUGGCUCCUUUUUUCAUGUUAAAAUCAGAGAAUAAUGUUUUCUUUUUGCUUCCAAGGUGAUGUCAGAAUAUAAUGGAAAAUAAAAUGUCUCAAAACGUUGGUUUCGAAUGUACUUCUAUGACUCUGUUUUACUUUAUUUGCCACUUUA
Centropristis striata (black sea bass) is the source of this 1112-nucleotide messenger RNA. RefSeq names its product mitochondrial ribosomal protein S15 (gene mrps15). Gene Ontology annotation, cellular component: ribosome. The transcript is spliced from 8 exons. The record is from RefSeq and is a predicted model, not a curated record. Bases 175 to 924 code for a protein of 249 amino acids. NCBI's taxonomy places the organism in Eukaryota, Metazoa, Chordata, Actinopteri, Perciformes, Serranidae. Gene Ontology annotation, biological process: translation. Gene Ontology annotation, molecular function: structural constituent of ribosome.